CACGAAAGUGCCCCUGAAAGGGACACCGGUAAUUGACCUCAUCACACCCGGGCUCUUGUCUCGUCGCGGCUCUCUGGUGCCAGCUGCUGCUGUGCUAGUUUCCAAUGCGCAAUUCAUGGUUGAGACGCGGCAGCAAGAUCUGAAAAGAGUGGGGGGUGUUAAGUCAAUUGGAUUUGGAGGAGCCUAAUAACGAAGGCAACAUCUCCAAGUCAAGAAGGCACUUUCUUUUGCAUAUCUAGGGGGGAGAGAGUGCGCCGGAGGAGAGCAUUGUUGUGCGAGAUGGGAAGGAGGAGGGGAGGUGGCGGAAUGGUGGAUGUGGCGUGGUUGAUGCUACUCCUGGGAGGCGGCUGCAUUUGGCCCCAGGGACAGAUCUUCGUUGCUGCAGACACCGACCCUAAUGAUCUUACUGCCCUCAAUACACUCUUUACUAGUCUGAAUUCUCCUGGCCAGCUCAAAGGUUGGCAGGCAAAUGGCGGUGAUCCUUGUGGCCAAUCAUGGCAGGGCAUCACUUGCUCAGGAUCAGGGGUCACUGAAAUCAAAUUGUCAAGCUUGGGACUCUCCGGGAAUUUGGCCUACAAUAUGAAUAACUUGGGCUCGUUAGUUGAGCUUGACAUGAGCCAAAACAACCUUGGUAGUGGAAGCCAGAUACAGUACAAUCUUCCCACUAAUAAGCUUGAGAAGCUCAAUCUUGCAGGAAACCAGUUUGGUGGAAAUAUACCCUACUCGAUUUUCACAAUGUCUAAUCUUAAGUAUUUAAACCUUAAUCAUAACCAAUUACAAGGAAAUAUGACCGACGUAUUUUCCAACCUUUAUAGUUUGACAACACUGGAUCUCUCCUUUAAUUCUCUUACUGGUGACCUACCACAAAGUUUCACUGGAUUGUCAAGCCUGAAACAUUUAUAUUUGCAGAACAAUCAAUUUACAGGUUAUAUCAAUGUCCUAGCUAAUCUCCCCCUUGAUGAUCUGAAUGUUGCAAGCAAUCGUUUCACUGGUUGGAUUCCUAGUCAACUUAAGAAGAUAAAUAGUCUACAGACUGAUGGAAAUUCUUGGAGCACAGGACCAGCACCACCACCGCCUCCAUAUACAGCUCCUCCUCCUCCAAACCGUCUCCCAGGUCAGAACAAUGAUGGUUCAUCAAGUUCCGGUGGAAGAUCUGGGAUAGGUGGUGGAGGUGUAGCAGGAAUUAUCAUAUCAUUGCUGGUUGUUGGAGCAGUUGUUGCAUUCUUUGUGAUAAAAAGAAGACGACGCAAAGCUGCAAUGGAAGAGCACUUUGAACAGCACCAGCCAUUCACUUCAUUCCCUUCAAACGAAGUUAAAGAUGUUGCAGACAUGAAGCCUAUAGAAGAGUCUACCAAAAUAGACAUAGAAUCUUUGCCUUCCUCUGCUUCAGUUAGUCUGAAACCACCCCCAAAGAUAGAACGCCACAAGUCAUUUGAUGAUGAUGAUUUUUCAAACAAGCUUGUCACAAAGAAAAGCAAUACAACACCUAUAAAGGCAACUGUUUAUUCAGUUGCAGAUCUUCAGAUGGCAACAGACAGCUUCAGCUUCGACAACCUUGUUGGAGAGGGUACUUUUGGACGUGUUUACAGAGCACAGUUCAACAAUGGAAAGGUUCUGGCCAUCAAGAAACUAGACAGUACUGUGAUGCCAUUCCAAUCAUCUGAUGACUUUGCUGAACUGGUCUCAAACAUUUCAAAAUUACACCAUCCAAAUCUCAAUGAGCUUGUGGGCUAUUGCAUGGAACAUGGACAACACUUGCUUGUGUAUGAUUUCCACAGGAAUGGAUCGCUUCAUGAUCUACUCCACCUUUCAGAAGAAUACAGCAAGCCACUCAGCUGGAACUCUCGUGUCAAGAUUGCACUAGGCUCUGCCCGUUCACUGGAGUACCUUCAUGAAAUAUGUUCUCCAUCCAUCGUCCAUAAGAAUUUCAAGUCAUCCAACAUUUUACUGGACUCGGAAUUCAAUCCACACCUUUCAGAUGCUGGACUUGCAAGCUUUAUUCCUGAUGCUGAAUUCCAGGCAGCAGAACAAAGUGCCGGAUACACUGCCCCAGAGGUGGACAUGACUGGUCAGUACACCCUCAAGAGUGAUGUCUACAGCUUUGGAGUUGUCAUGCUUGAGCUAUUGACGGGACGUAGGCCUUUCGACAGCUCUAGACCCAGGUCAGAGCAGUCACUCGUGCGGUGGGCGACUCCCCAGCUGCAUGACAUUGAUGCGUUGGACAGGAUGGUCGAUCCUGCACUCAAGGGUCUGUACCCAGCCAAAUCUCUGUCCCGAUUUGCUGACGUGCUCGCCCUUUGUGUCCAGUCUGAACCAGAAUUCAGGCCACCAAUGUCAGAGGUGGUGCAAGCAUUGGUUCGGCUUGUUCAGAGGGCCAACAUGACCAAGAGAAUGCUCGAUGGAGACACUUCUCGACGAACAGAUGACCAGGACCAAGAUUUCAUAUGACAGAAGCAAUAUUCGAUCCUUUCUGUACAUCCCAGGUUGUAUUUAUUUUAUUCGCCUAGCGCCCAGCGAGAGAAAAAUGGAAGAAGAAAACAGGAAACUUUGUUGGAUUCGUUAGUAUCUAAUCACAGGUUUUUCUUGGUAACAAAGGAUCGGUGUUCUAUGAUUGUAUCGUGUCUUCAAAACAGUACCUUGGUCGUGCAUUAAUCCAUUCUGUUAGAUUCUUUGGCUAA
Molecule: messenger RNA, 2678 nt
Organism: Phragmites australis (common reed)
Lineage: Eukaryota; Viridiplantae; Streptophyta; Magnoliopsida; Poales; Poaceae
Product: protein STRUBBELIG-RECEPTOR FAMILY 6-like
Exons: 16
Coding region: 280-2448 (722 amino acids)
Biological process (GO): protein phosphorylation
Molecular function (GO): protein binding; protein kinase activity; ATP binding
Source: RefSeq, a predicted model, not a curated record